AUGGUCUCACUUGCCAAUAUAGCUCAGUCUUUAUCAGGGUUUCAUAUUUAUUUUUCCAGAGGCCUUGCUUUUCACCGAGGAUAUCGCCUUUCUCCAAGGGUUACGUCUUUUGCCAAAAGUUUUCGCCAAAGUUUUGUCUUUCGUUUUUCACCAGCUUUAGGUUUUGUCUUUAGUCCCUUAAGUAAAAUAGGGUUGCCUAAUGAAAACCUGACACCAUGCUUUCCACUUGAUGGUAAACAAAUUAGACCAAUUCAAGAGCCAUAUGAAUUUUAUGAUCAGCUCAAGACACAAAUUCUUGCUGCAAAAGAACGCAUAUUUUUAUCUGCUUUGUAUAUUGGUUCUGAAGAGAAGGAAUUGGAUCAAAGUCCUGCAGAUCUUCUUGCACCACUAGUCAAGGAAUUUCCUGAUCAAGUAACUAUAUCAUUAUAUCAUACACCUGAUCUAAAAGGAAUUUUAAAAAUAUUUCUUCCUUCAAGAUUUAAUGAAGGAAUAGGAUUGAUGCAUAUUAAAGUAUAUGGAUUUGAUAAUAAUCUUAUUUUAAGCGGAGCCAAUUUAAGUCAUGAUUAUUUUAAUAAUAGACAAGACCGUUAUAUGCUAUUUACAAAUAUAUCAAAUCUUGCUAAUUAUUUUGAUGAUCUUAUAAAGACAAUAGCAACUUUUUCAUAUACAUUAAAACCUGAUAAAAAUUCUUUUAAGUUAGUUUUAUCAAAUAUACCAGAUCCAUCAUCUCAAAGUAGACAGUUUAAGAAACAUGCAUCUUUUAUUAUGAAAUGUUUUAUUGAAAAGUGGAUAAAAAAAGGAGAUAUACAAGAACAUCAAUUAGAUCAAUUUGAUACAAUAAUCUUUCCUGUUAUACAAAUGGCUUCUUUGGAUAUUAGACAAGAUGAAAAUGCUACUCUUUAUAUCUUAGAUACAAUUGCAAAGAAUGAGAAUUGGAAAAUGUUUUUUACAUCUGGGCAAAUGGAUUUUAUUAUUCAAAAGGAAUUUCCAAAGGAGUAUAAACGAUCAAAUUGGACUUUUCAUGCAAAAGGUUUAUGGUGUUAUAUGAAUGGACAAAAAUGGCCAAGUUUAACAAUAAUUGGUUCAUCAAAUUAUGGGUAUCGAUCGACAAAGCGUGAUUUAGAAGCUCAAGUAAUAUUGAUAACUACAAAUGAUUUUUUAAAAAAAGCUAUGCAUGAUGAAUUAAACCAUUUACGCAAGAAUACUGCAAUGGUUACAAAUGAAACAUUUGCACAAGUUGAUAGAAAA
Dentiscutata erythropus is the source of this 1248-nucleotide messenger RNA. The record is from the annotation of a GenBank genome assembly. Lineage: Eukaryota; Fungi; Glomeromycota; Glomeromycetes; Diversisporales; Gigasporaceae.